AUGUCGGUCUUAAUGCGUUUCUGGGGCGUGGAGGUGAAGGCGGGAGAGACGGUGGACGUGGACCCUCGGGAUAUUGCGGACUACGUUCACAUUACCCAGGUCGCACUAGGCCCCUCCCCUAAGGCAGGCGAGCGAGUGGCCAUCACACUCACGACCGCCCCACCUGCGUUUAGUGACAGCGACGAGGAGAAGGACGAGGAGCAGCUGAAGGGCAAGGACGGGAGUGCAGAGGAGUACAGUGCGGUGGUGGCGGUGCUGCAAGGGGGGGAGAAGGACCAGGCGAGAGUGCAGUUGGUGUUGGAACGGCCGUUCUCUUUGGCCCAUGGUGGCACAGGGAGUGUGUUCUUGAGCGGGUACAAGACCAUGCAGGAGUAUCCGGAUGGGGGAGAGGCCGAUGAGGACCCAUUUGCUGAUAUUGAAGAGGAUGAGGAAGAGGAGGAAGAGGAAGAGGAGGAGGAUGAGGAGGCGAUUGAGAGGGAGGCGGCAAAGGAGAUAGCAGCGCUGCAGGCGGAGCUAGCCACCAAAAAAGCGAAGAAGGCUCAGAAGGCAGCGGCAGUGCUGGCACAGCUCACCGCAGCACAAGAAGAGAAGAAGACGGCUGAGAGAGAGGAGGCAGGCGAAGGGAGCAAGGGAGGAGUUGGGGCGAAAGGCGGAGAAGGGGCGAAGGCAGGGAGUGCGAAUGGUGUGGAUAGGAAGAGGAAAGAAGGGGAGAUUGAGGUCAGUGAGAAGGAGGGGGCGCAGGGGACGCCUGGGGGAGAGGCAGGGGAGGGGAAGGGGAAGAGGAGAAAGGGGAAGAAGGGGAAGGAAGAGGGGACUCCGGGCAAGGAAGAUAAGGCACAGGGUAAGAAGGGGAAGGAGGAGGGCACUCCUGGGAAGGAAGAUAAGGCACAGCCCACCACACCAGCAACCACGCUGGUCCCCCGUGCUCCCGCCCCAACACCAGCCAAGCCAGUGCCCAACCCCCCCACUCCCAUUGUAGUAAUGACUCCUGUCUUCCUCCCCUCUCUUGUUUCCCUCCCUCAUCCCCUCCACAUCCCCCUCCACCCUCCCGCCCCCAUCUCCCAUCCCACAGCCCACCACACUGGCAACCACCCCAGUGCCACGUUCCCCGGCACCCACACCAGCCAAGCCACCAAAGCCGCCUCUGCUCUCGCCAAAGCUGCCCCUGCUGCCUCCCCUGCUAAAGCAUCCACUCCUGCGAAAGCAGCCAAGGCAGGAAAGGCAGCAGGGACUCCUGCUAAGGAGGGUUCAACGCCGGCUAAAGCAGCCACAGCAGCCAAGGCAGCAACUCCUGAAGGCGGAAUUGUGUGCGGAGCGUGCAACAAAAAAUUCAGGAGUUCGUUUCUCGCAGCGCGAUUAGCAGCAGAGCAGGGCAUUCAUCAGCAGCCACAGCGCGCGCGUGUCGCGAUGAAGGUUCGCGCGUCGGUGAAGCGGCUGUGCGAAGCGUGCCGCGUGGUGCGGCGGCGCGGGCGGGUGUACGUGGUGUGCGCGACAAACCCCAAGCACAAGCAGCGGCAGGGGUUUCACACCGAGACCGUGGACGGGUCAUCGCAGCUAUCAGCAUUUGACUGCACCCACCACCACAACAUGACAAGAAACGCCGCCCUCGUGUCUAGCCGCCCAUUCUCUCUCUUCCCCCGCAUUAUUCCCACACACUCCCACUCGCUUCCCUCCACGUUUGCACCAUCACCGUCGCCGUCCACAGCAGCAGUUACAGAAAUAGGGUUUGCUGGUUACCGGUUAUCUGCUCGACAAAUUGCCGCAAAUAUACUAGGCUUCAAUAGUGCUUGA
Molecule: messenger RNA, 1791 nt
Organism: Closterium sp. NIES-65
Lineage: Eukaryota; Viridiplantae; Streptophyta; Zygnematophyceae; Desmidiales; Closteriaceae
Source: the annotation of a GenBank genome assembly